AUGGAGGAAAGAUAUGGCAGGGCCCUUUGUUUAUUCCCUCGGCGAGAGGCGCGGUGUUUGACUUGAACAACUCCAUCGUCAUUUCAUUCAGCCAGACUCGGGACUCACAUUUUGAACUACCAUAACAAAUGCUAUAUAACCUAACAACAUCCUUAUCAGGUCUAUUCCGCGAUCAUCAGUAUGGCGUUCGUCAUACCAGCACCUCCUCCUCCUCCUCCUCCUCCUCCUGGCCCUUUUAUACAUCAUCACCACCACCCAAGGGUACGCCUCCGAGGGAGCGGCGGCAUCAUGCGUAUCGCCUUCUACGUCUUUAUUAUCGUGGCUGCAGUUGUCGUUCCAAUUCUUGUGUUAAAGAGCUCCAACCACUAUAAAUACUUCACAGAUGUUAAAUCAUGCAACCAAAACAGCAGUGAACACCUCUCUUGGCAUAGACGUCGUCGUCCCCUUACCAACAAGUUCAGGAUCAACGAGGUUGUUGGAGAAGAACAUGACUGCCCCAAGUCGAGUGCGUCGCAGUUAUUACUAGCCGAUCCUACAUGCUAGCAGAGGAGGAAGCCAAAACCCAAUAUUUGUUAUUUGAUUAGACGUUAAUAUUGAAGCUCUAUCAAAAACGCAAAGAAACUGACUGCAACUCUGUGCUUGAUUUCCUCCCCAUAUACUUUAUCGGUAGUCCUUGGAAUAUGCCUGGAGAGGCAAGAAAGCUCGGG
Messenger RNA from Fusarium verticillioides 7600, 707 nucleotides. RefSeq lists its product as hypothetical. The record is from RefSeq and is a predicted model, not a curated record. The coding region runs from base 181 to 543 and encodes 120 amino acids. The transcript has 2 exons. Lineage: Eukaryota; Fungi; Ascomycota; Sordariomycetes; Hypocreales; Nectriaceae.